CCCCGCCCCACCGCUAGAUCCGCUGCUGCUGCCGCGGCGGACGGACCUGCAGGAGGCGGCGGCGGCGGCGGUGGCGGCGGCCGAGGCCGAGGGAAGAUGGCGGACGGUGUGGACCACAUAGACAUUUACGCGGAUGUGGGCGAAGAGUUCAACCAGGAAGCUGAAUAUGGAGGGCAUGAUCAGAUAGAUUUGUAUGAUGAUGUCAUCUCUCCAUCUGCAAAUAAUGGAGAUGCCCCAGAAGACCGGGACUACAUGGAUACUCUCCCACCAACUGUUGGUGAUGAUGUGGGUAAAGGAGCAGCACCAAAUGUUGUCUAUACGUAUACUGGAAAGAGAAUUGCAUUGUAUAUUGGAAAUCUAACAUGGUGGACAACAGAUGAAGACUUAACUGAAGCAGUUCAUUCUUUGGGAGUAAAUGAUAUUUUGGAGAUAAAAUUUUUUGAAAAUCGGGCAAAUGGCCAGUCAAAGGGGUUUGCCCUUGUUGGUGUUGGAUCUGAAGCAUCCUCAAAAAAGUUAAUGGAUCUGUUGCCUAAAAGAGAACUUCAUGGUCAGAAUCCUGUUGUAACUCCAUGCAAUAAACAGUUCCUGAGUCAGUUUGAAAUGCAGUCCAGGAAAACUACGCAAUCAGGACAAAUGUCUGGGGAAGGUAAAGCUGGUCCUCCAGGAGGCAGUUCACGUGCAGCAUUUCCACAAGGUGGUAGAGGACGGGGCCGUUUUCCAGGGGCUGUUCCUGGUGGGGACAGAUUUCCUGGGCCAGCAGGACCAGGAGGUCCACCUCCACCUUUUCCAGGAAAUUUGAUCAAGCAUCUUGUUAAAGGAACUCGGCCUUUGUUCCUGGAAACUAGGAUUCCAUGGCAUAUGGGGCACAGCAUAGAGGAAAUACCCAUUUUUGGCCUAAAAGCUGGACAGACUCCACCACGUCCACCCUUAGGUCCUCCAGGCCCACCCGGUCCACCAGGUCCUCCACCUCCUGGUCAGGUUCUGCCUCCUCCUUUAGCAGGGCCUCCUAAUCGAGGAGAUCGCCCUCCACCACCAGUUCUUUUUCCUGGACAACCUUUUGGGCAGCCUCCGUUGGGUCCGCUUCCUCCUGGUCCUCCACCUCCAGUUCCAGGCUACGGCCCCCCUCCUGGUCCACCACCUCCACAACAGGGACCACCUCCACCUCCAGGCCCCUUUCCACCUCGCCCACCUGGCCCUCUUGGGCCACCCCUUACACUUGCUCCUCCUCCGCAUCUUCCUGGACCACCUCCAGGUGCCCCACCACCAGCUCCACAUGUGAACCCGGCUUUUUUUCCUCCACCAACUAACAGCGGCAUGCCUACAUCAGAUAGCCGAGGUCCACCACCAACAGAUCCAUAUGGCCGGCCUCCGCCAUAUGAUAGGGGUGACUAUGGGCCUCCUGGAAGGGAAAUGGAUACUGCAAGAACGCCAUUGAGUGAAGCUGAGUUUGAAGAAAUCAUGAAUAGAAAUAGGGCAAUCUCAAGCAGUGCUAUUUCAAGAGCUGUGUCUGAUGCCAGUGCUGGUGAUUAUGGGAGUGCUAUUGAGACACUGGUAACUGCAAUUUCUUUAAUUAAGCAAUCCAAAGUAUCCGCUGAUGAUCGUUGCAAAGUUCUUAUUAGCUCUUUGCAAGAUUGCCUUCAUGGAAUUGAAUCCAAAUCUUACGGUUCUGGAUCAAGAAGACGUGAACGAUCAAGAGAAAGGGACCAUAGUAGAUCACGAGAAAAGAGUCGGCGUCAUAAAUCCCGUAGUAGAGAUCGUCAUGAUGAUUAUUAUAGAGAGAGAAGCAGAGAACGAGAGAGACACCGGGACCGGGACCGGGACCGGGACCGAGAGCGUGACCGAGAGCGCGAGUAUCGUCAUCGUUAGAAGCUGAAGGAAGAGGAACACCUUCCAAGACAAAACAGUCUUCAUGGGGGAAAAAUGACGCUUGUCCAGCAGUUUGCUUCUUGUGAUUGAACUGAACCUGUAAGGAUUCAUGGAUAAAAUGAACAGGAAUAGAUCUGAAUAAAGCAAAUCUGCAUAAAUGGUAACCAGUAGCUCUACUUUUAUUUUUUAUGUUGCUUAACUGUUUUAUUUGAAGGAAACCAGUGUGAUUUAAAAAGUUAUAGCUUUUGCAACUUUAUUACUGGUUAUUUACAUUUGGCCAUUAUAAUGUGCAAGCAAUUGGAAAAAAAAAGUCAAGUAAAUGCUUGUUUUAUAGUAGUUUGUUCUUGUUAAAAAUGUUCAUAUGAUAAUGUCUGUAAACAGCACCACUUUGAUUACAAUAGAUGUAGUGUUGUAAUAAACUGUUUAAUGGGGCUGAUGUGUAAAGCUGUUCAAGUUAUUUGAUGUUUACACCUCAGGGAAAGUCUUGUGUUCAGCAAUAUCUAAAGAUAAUGUUACUAUGACAUUUAUACUGUCCUUUAAAAAAGCAUUGCAAUAGCGUUUUUGGAUAUGCAUCACUCUUAAUCUUGCGUUCAGUGAAUUAAACAUACUAAUUAAGUGUCUCUUGCCCUCAAUUUUGAUAUUAGAAUAGGUGAUUACAUGGGUAUUUAAUAUUUCUAUAUUCUGCUUUUCUAGCUGUUUUUACCUAGUUAAGCUUGUGACUUUGCUGAAUGAUAUGUAAACUUGUAAAAACUGAAAUUUCACGACGUAGCAAUCCAGUCAAUGUGUUAGGGGUCAAAAUUUUUGUGGUUUUAACAUUUUAGUAAAAACCCAUACAUGAUUUGCUACAGUAAUGCAGCUUACUUACAACACAUGUGCUGAAACUAAUUGUAAACUGCUAGCAUUGAAGAAAUAUUUUGACAGUUCUGAUUUGAUGCGGCAGUUAUUUGCUGUUUUGUAUUGAUAGUGCUUAUGGUUUAUUUUUGAAGCCAUGGGCAAUGUAAAUAUAGCCAGCCGUGCAGCACACAGAUGUGAGUAAAGAAAGCCUUAGUUUUAUUUACCAGUUACAGGAAAUACGUUUCUGAAGGGUGUGAUGUUUAUUAACAUUGGGUUGUAUUCUCCUGUAUGUGUAAUGGGAGAUUAUAGGUGUACCCAUCUCCACAAUUUAAGGAAUUCUGUAUAUUCAUGAAACCUAUUGAUUCAUGCUGAAGUUAAUCAAAGAUUUUUUUCAAACCUGCCUUGCAUAUAAGCCCACAUUAAAAGCACCUGGUUAGCAUGUGUUCUUCAUUGUAAAAUUAGCAUCAGCAGUGUCAAGUUGAUCAGACAUUUUUAUAGGAAGGUCAUUCUGAAUCACCACUUCAGAAAUUUGAGUUAAAAUCCUUAAGCAAGUUAAUUUUUUAAAAUGUUUUUAAAAUGAGUAUCUUUGAGAGAUCUUCUAAUAAUACACAUUGUUUUUUUUAAAAAAAAAUUGUCGAAUUUUAGAGCAGUGCUAUUAAAGUAUUUAGGCCCCUAGAUAUUAUGUAACGUGCGGUGGUAGAAGCCCUCCAGGGAACUGCAGUUCUUCUCUUUCAUAUUGUCCACUAUCACGCUAGUUUUUAAAAAAUUAGCUGUUUCAAAUUAUUUAUAUUAUUGCCAGUUUUAUUUUAAAACAUUUUGUGAUUAGAGUAUUUGCAUGGGAUCAUUGGUGUUUAUCAGAACUGUCUGCUCUCAGAUUUAAGUGUUCUAUCUUGUUGAAAAUGCAGUUGCCUUUUUAAUAUUAUUUGAGGUUGUUUCAAAAUCUGUUCUCUUGCUUUGUGUAUAGGUAUUGUUAGUUUUUGUCAUGUCUUAGCUUUUUUUUAUAUUACAAUGCCGUAAUGUGAAGAAGUGUGGACAUAAAUAUAUUACAAGGGAAUUUAUUAGUUAAUAGUAAGCUUAAAAGGUAAGUAAAUGUCCAUGAGAUAAAAUUUUCUCUGAACAGUUUAAAAAUGGAGUCAUAAAAUCUUUAACUGUGCUUGAACUUGAAAUGAAAACUGGAAACUUUGUACUAUUUAAAUCCUUCGUUCACCUUUUCAUUUUUUAUCAGUGGAACCCUUUAAUUGCUCGUUCUAUAUCACUCUUCUUCCUUCUUGGCUGAUCUCAUUAUGUGACUUGUUGCAGACAAUGUUGAGUGUACUAGAAUUGUUUGCUGUUAGUCCAUUAUUUUUAAGUGUUGUCAGAAGGAAAUAACUUGAUUUGACUAAUUUUUGCGAAGUCUUUCUCUGAUAAAUGAAUGUAUAGCAGUAAAGGUGAAAAUGCAAGCCUUGUUUUAUUCUUCAUAUCCCUUCUGUUUGUUUUUUUUUAAUGGGCUGAUGUUAUUUGGAAACUUUUUUUUAAUGUUUAAAAACAAUCCAAAGAGAUAAAUCUUUACAUAGACACCAAAAAAAAAAAAAAGAAUCCCAGAGAUCCCUUCAUUUCUUAAUAAUAAUUUUAGUGGAUAUGAAAACAAACUUGAGCUUAAUUUUAAACCAUAUCAUUUAUUAGUCAAAUUCCUUUCAGCCAGUAAAAUUAUGAAUCAGUGAUACAGCACCUGAAUGGUAUCACUUUUGAAGCAACGCUUUGAAUUGAAUGUGCUGCUUUUAGUUAAAGGACAUAUGUUGUGGAAAGGAUAUUCCAGUAUAAAUUUGGAAGUGUUUAUUUUGUCAGUUUUCAUAAGCAAGAUAUGGAGUAAGUUGCAGUAGCUAAUGAUCAUAGUUUAGCAUAUUAACCUAGAAUAUUCUUGAGCAGUUAACUACAAUUUGGAGUUCACAAAAAUCUUAUGGAUUGUAGCUUAAAGGUAUUAUUUUCAGUUAAUUCUCCUGUGGAGAAUAUUGCUUUGUUUUCUACUAGAUUAAGGUCAGUUCUGAAAAUAAACAUGGAGGUUUUAGUGGAUGUUGUAUAACACUUUAUAGUGGAAGGGGAAAACUGUUGGAAGGGUAAAGACUUUUCCCCUAUGUAUUUAAAUGUGCCAAUAACCGAAAAAUACAUACUGUUUUAUACAAUGAGAUGCUACUACAAGACUUCCUGUUGGAGUGCUCUCAACAUUUUGGUUUUCAUACCUGAGUGAUCAUUGCAUUUUCUGUAUCUUAUAAGAUGGCUUCACUUUUGUGUUUUAAGCUUCAGCUUGUUAUUUUAAGAGGAAGUUAAUGUUCUAAUUUUUUACUGAGAAUACAGUAUUGAGAUACUAGCUGUUUUACAGAUAAUUGCCUUUUAAAUUUUUUUCAUUAAGUUCAUUUGCAUCCCAUAGCUAUCUGUAAAUGUAUCCCGUAGUUGUAUGUACUUUAAAUGCACGCUUAUCCAUUGUACAUAUUAGACAUUUUUGUGCUGAAAUACAUUAAGUGGGAUUUUUGUAGCAAAACAUUCUAUUUUUUGUUCUUACAGUGUGUGUGUAUGUUGUUUUUUUUACAUUAACCUUCAGUUUAAACACUGGUGUAUUUUAUUUUUUAACAACUUGACUCUUAGAAGCCUUAGACUAAUUUUUUAAUAAAUAUUCAACCAAAAAUUAUAAAUUUAUUAAAUGUGGCCUUACACAUAGCAUUCCUUGUGUUUGUAAUGUGAGAUUUUUGGUUUAGAGAAAUAAAGAUUCAGGAUUAAAGUAUUUUAUUGUAAGUUGAAAUAGAAAAUGUUAAAAUGUCUAGGCUUCUGGGAGGAAGUUCUUAUACUCUUCUUUCUUGGUAUUAGAAAGAAGCAAUAUGAAUUUUUAUGAAUAUUCAAAAUAUUCAAGCAGUUGUAUCCUGUUCAGAUUGAUUUAGGUUUGUCUUAACCAAUUUCUUUAAAAUUUCAGGUUGUUGGCAUUCACUCUGAGUAUGCAGCUACUAUUAGGUAUUUGUAUGGAACAUAUAAACACUUGGUUAGGUAUAGACAGGUUUUAAUGUUUUAAAGACUUCCUGCUAUAUUAAUUAACAUAUUGUAAUGGGAGUCUUUUAAAAUAUUAGAGUUUAAUUGAAGUCACACAAAUCUUGAAAUUGUAUCUGUGGAUAGUAAAUACUACCAAGAGUUUUUCAUGUGGGAGUAUCCUAAAACUCCUCCAUGGGUGUAAAUGUUUUACAUUAAUUUCAUAAUUGGACAGACCCUGCAUUUAGUAAAAACAUUUCAUUUUGAAGAUGUGUUCUUUUUGUCACAUUGUUACUGCGUAACACUUCUCAGCAUUCUGUAAGUUAAAUUAUUUUAAAAUACAAUGGUAAAUUCAUGUUUAUUUUUUUACUUUGAAAAUUGUAGUACUCAGGUGGUAUUUAAUGGGAAAGGAUCCUUUGGGGUAAAUCAUAAUGUAUUCUAAGGAAUGCAUCUAUAACAUUGAUACUUUAGCCUUAAAAAAAGGUCUAUUCUUAUUCCUUCUUCCUCUUCAUUCCAUGGUAUGUUAGCAAAGUAGUUUACAGCCUUGUACAGCCUUACAAAGUUGUUUUACAAUUUUUAAUGGAAAGCCCUUAACAAAAAAUUGUAUCAUAUUACCAGUAUCCAUGAAUUACUGAACCACAGUUUGUAAAUAAUUUGUCUAAUACCAGAAGGCCAAAGAAAGUCUUAAAAUUUUAGCUAUUGACUCUAUGGUGACUUCACAAUAAGAUUUCUGUGCAAAAGGUAAGGUGAUAUUUGAUCAAAUAAACAUCUUCUUUUGGUGUCCAUGAGAACUAGACUUCCAUAUUAGCUUCUCUUAAAAAGCUCAUUCCAUUUUAUUAAAAUGUUUGUAAUUGAAAUUUUGUGUUUAAUGUUUACUUUCUGUCUUUUCUUUCUUUAGCAUUUAGGUGACUGUUCAGCAGUUUGCUAUAUGGCCAUUGUUGGCCUUUAAACUGCACUAGUAACAAGCAUGGUAUUUAUCUUGUACUGAAAAUAAAACACAGUUUUUAUAA
Messenger RNA from Vicugna pacos (alpaca), 6701 nucleotides. RefSeq names its product cleavage and polyadenylation specific factor 6 (gene CPSF6). The record is from RefSeq and is a predicted model, not a curated record. Lineage: Eukaryota; Metazoa; Chordata; Mammalia; Artiodactyla; Camelidae. Gene Ontology annotation, molecular function: RNA binding.